GUGGCCGGCGGUCUGUUACAUCUAACUGCUGAGAAACUGGUUCACAGUUUGACAGUCACAGUUAAUGCCAAGAUGUAUGUACCUGUAUUCCCGUGUGUGGCACUCAUUUUGAUCAGUAUUCCCCUUACCCAGUCUUGCUGCGCACCGAGUGUGUUCCAAGGAACAGCAAUGACAUACGGACUUAUUUCAGAGGGAAAGACGGCUUUCCAAAAUAUGCAGAAGUUCUACUAUGACGAGGAAGAAAAAAAGGUUGCCAGAGUCACCACAAACAUGAUGGGACAACCGGUGCGCGACAUUUUCGAUUUUCCCGCCAAAAAGCGUUACGUCAUCACCAAUGGAACCGCGUGUAACGUCACAGAUCUGAACGAGCCGUUCCAAAAGAGCUGUGUGUCUCCAUCCGCAGUUUUCAUGGGGUCAACAGUGCUAGGCAAUACCGAUGACAAUAUGAAAGUAGACAAUUAUCGCUUUAAUAUUACUCAGGGUCCCGUUACUAUCGAGACUUCCUUCAUGAUCGCCCCGAUGAAGGGAGGGGAUUGCACGGUGGUAGGGAUGGUGGCUUACGGAAAAGAUCAAAACGGGUACCAGUUUUCGGGAACGACCAUUUACAUGAAUUUCUCGUUUGAAAUCACGGACAAGUCAGUGUUUCAACCUCCCAAACAGUGCGACGAACCAGACAACACAGGAACCCUCCUCUUUGAGGUUCUCGGCGGAUUCAGCAGACAUGGUUUUUUUUUAAGAUUUAGGACAUGAUUUUUACUACGACAUUGCAUACGGUUUUCAACAACUUACUUAAAAAUAAAAAUACCUAAAUAAAAUCAAAAGAACCUUCUGUAUGUGAUCUGAAAUUGAAAACGACAUUGUUUCAGUUUUCCUUACAGAAAGUUUUAUCAUAUGUGAGAAUUAUUUUAAGUUUCCGCAUUUGCUUAGGUACCUAUUGAUUAAAAGAGGAUUAAAUUCCUAUAAUUGCUUAAUGUACCGCUUAUGACCUUUUGUUGAAAUAAAGAUUAAUUGAAUUUUCA
This is a messenger RNA of Magallana angulata, 1019 nucleotides long. RefSeq lists its product as uncharacterized. Lineage: Eukaryota; Metazoa; Mollusca; Bivalvia; Ostreida; Ostreidae. Gene Ontology annotation, cellular component: lysosome; extracellular region. Bases 73 to 750 code for a protein of 225 amino acids. Gene Ontology annotation, molecular function: calcium ion binding. The record is from RefSeq and is a predicted model, not a curated record. Gene Ontology annotation, biological process: cell-matrix adhesion. The transcript has 2 exons.